UCAAGCAGCGCAGAUUUCUUUAUUUUAUUUUACUUCUAGCGUGAAUUUUAGGAUAGCACCUAAAAGUGCUACACAAAUAACGCUUAAUAUUGUUAUUAGUAUUAGGUGCCGAUCUAUAAAUGAUUAAUUGUAGGAAAUAAAUACUGUGACUAUGUACUAUUCUCCUACUUCAUUUUACGUAUAAUACAUUUUUGGACUAUGUAAUGAUUUGCGCAGACUUCUUUUCUCGAACACAUUUUUGUGUCAUCAGUUCACUGAUACGGGUUUCGGAUACAUUGGAUGUGAGCUAUAGUUACUUCGUAAUAUUACAUAUCUAAGGACUUUCACUUGGUCUUUACGCUUUUCGUUCUUUCUGUUGUCUCUUUAACAAUGAACAGGACACAGCUGAAGAGAUCAAGAAUUUUAAGAAUGGCGCUGACUGAUACAGACGCAAUGGACCAAGAUAUAAAAGGAGAGCCGUUUAUCCUACGCGCUAUAAAGAUUGCGCUGGUAGUGGCGCUCUACUGGUUUGUUUCAAUUACCAUGGUGUUUAUCAAUAAUUAUCUGCUGGACAGCAAGGAGCUAGAUGCCCCACUUUUUGUAACAUUCUUCCAGUGUGUCAUAAGCGUCUGUCUCUGUUGGCUUAUGAACAUUUUCUCGAAAUUGUGGCCAGGCUACGUGGAUUUCCCGUCCAUAAAACUGGAUCUAAAAGUUUCCCGAGAGAUUCUACCGCUGUCUGUCGUAUUUAUUGCAAUGAUCACGUUUAACAACCUGUGCCUGAAGAACGUGGGAGUCGCCUUCUACACAGUUGGACGCUCACUUAGCACGGUUUUUAACGUUUUAUUGUCUUACGUUAUUCUCAAGCAGACUACUUCUCUUUACGCACUCUUGUGUUGUGGAGUCAUUUUAGGAGGUUUCUGGCUUGGAGUGGAUCAGGAGGGUGAAGCAGGCUCCCUCUCCUGGUCUGGAGUCAUUUUCGGUGUUAUUGCCAGUGCCUGCGUCUCCCUGAAUGCCAUCUACACUAAGAAGGUGAUGCCAGUGGUGGAUGGCAGCAUUUGGAAGCUCUCUUACUACAACAACCUGAACGCCUGUGUCCUAUUUAUACCACUCCUCGUCCUUUUCGGAGAGCUGGGCCAUGUUGCUGGGUUCUCCCGUCUGGGGGAUUUGCAUUUCUGGGGCAUGAUGGUCAUAGGUGGCAUGUUUGGCUUUGCUAUUGGCUAUGUAACAGGUCUCCAGAUCAAGUACACCAGUCCGUUGACACACAAUGUGUCGGGCACAGCCAAAGCCUGUGCUCAGACUGUGCUGGCUGUUGCAUAUUAUGCCACUAGCAAGAGCCUGCUGUGGUGGACUAGCAACCUGAUGGUCCUCGGUGGGUCAUUUGCCUACACUUGGGUCAAAGGCCUGGAGAUGAAGAAGACACAGAUUCCUGAGGACUCAUCAUCAACAGAAGAGAAGCAAAGUAGAGAAGACUCAGGGGUAUGAAGAAGAAAUGUUUCAAACUGAGAUCGGAUAUAAAUGCCUAUGUUACUGGGAUGAUGUUCUGAAAUUAACUUUAUUACUGGGAAUAUUGGGGAAGAACAUUAUGUUUAUAAUGUUUUUAUAAUGGUGAUUUAUGGAAAAAAGUUUAUAGUUUAUAUAGAUGUUAUACUGCAUAUUUGUGUGACUUUGUGUACUGUGUGUGUGUAUGUUUAUUUGUACCAUAAUUUAAAGAUGAUGAAAUGCAUCUUACUUAUGUGAACACUUUUAAACAUGCCUUCAGGAAUAUAUUUUCUUAACAGAUUUAAAUGUCCUUUUCAGAUUUUACAUGGAAGAACAACUGAGCAGAAAAGCUUAAUGUGCUUAUAUUGUCCUUCUAAAGAAUGGUAAUGUGCACAUGCUAGACAGUGAAUUGAGAAGCAAACAACUGUAAUCUGGAGUUUAGGGCCAUAACUACCAGAUGCUUAAGUGUUUACCUGUGAACAAUAUAGAGGAGCAGGCCUUCCUUUAAGUAAAUCAGCUUGAAGUAAUUAAAAGCUUAAAUAAGUAGGAGGCACAUCGUAUAGACAGCACCUAUGACCGUGGGACACUGUUUUUAAGUACUUUCAUAUGAUCAUCUUAUUUAUGAGGCCUUGUCCCUCAUUGUAAGUGUUAGAUUAUUCACUAAUAUAUCAGACUGGCCUCGAGCGGUGGUAGAUUUAUGAUGGGCCAGUACAAUUACACUUCUCAGUCUGAAGUGGUGAAGGAAAAUGCAAUAAUUCCAGCCGUGAGUUUGAACUCUCCACAUGGCUGACCUUCUUUAUUAGGGUUGUGUUGCCUUUUCCAAGAUUAUUAGAUUUUUGUAGUACCAGUUCUGCAACUGAAGUAGUGUCUACACUACACAUGAAUGUCAGGUUUCAGUUUGUAGUAGAAGUAUGAUUGAUUUGUGUUUUAUGCUCUGUAAGGUGAAGAUUUUUUUACUUGAGUUUUUUUUCCUUUUGUGUGUUGUGGGGUUGUGUUCUUUGUGCAGGUAGUCUUUCUAGUUCGUGUGAGAGUGUGCAAAAAGUCUCUCUGGAGUCUUUAUGGCCAGUAGCAGAAUUAUGGGACACAAAGUGAAUGUUCUUCAACAGGGCAAUUUGAAGCUCACAACCUUUGUCAUGUUAGCAUUGUCACAGUAACUAAAGUUUGAGCAUUAUAUUAAUCAAAAGGGAACAGUGAACAACAAACAACCUGAAAUGUAGUUUUGAUUAAUCUCCAUGGCUUCCCCACUGGCACCCAUUCAUCAGACUGUUAAAGGACAAAUAGCCCACUCUCACCAUGUGGGUGGGUCUAAGGAGACAUAUUACCAGUGGUACCAAUCAACAUAAUGCGUUUUAAAGUUCUCUACUGGUAUUUCUUCACUGUUCAUCAAACUGCUCCUGCUUGUCAUCAUAUUGAUUAGUACUACUAAUGUAGUGUUGUUCACAUCUGCAUAUCUACAACUACAUUAAUUUUAUCAUAAUUUAAAUUAUACUGCCCUUUAACUGAAUUUUGUGUGGGGUUUUUUUGUUGUUGUUGUUGCUAAACAAAAUUACAAAUCUUUGACUUUCUUUUGGUACACCUUUAGUGGUUAGGCCCCUUUCCAAUGUAUGUAUACACAUGAUGUUUAAGAAUGUUCAUCAUUAAAGCAUUGUCAGGUCUGGUAUUUAUAAAGAAACUCAAAAGACUUGGGAUCAGCAUUGCUGUUCCAAUAUGCGUCUAAAUUAAGCCCAGUUACCAGCAGAUAUAUAAAUAAUUCAUAUUUACUGCCACUAGGUGGCAAGCGUGACCUAACCAUAUAGCUUGAAUUGCUUGACAGUGCAGGUUUUUGCAGCGCACUCUGGUUUCGACACCAAUCCUACCCAAGAAAACAUAUUUAUUAAAAAACACGUUAAAUUUGAUAUUGUUUAUUCUUAACUAUCUGGGCUAUUUCAUUAUGUUUCUAUCUUUUUUUUCAAUAAAAGAUGAGCUCUCUUGUCCGCUGUGCUAAUUUAUUUGGCAUUAUAUUGUCUCUGUAUCUGUUCACAAAGUGUCAAAGUGUAAGGACAAAGUGUCAUUAUUCCAAAAAGAAAUUACAUUCUCAAAAGUAUAUAGGACAAAUGUGACAGUUU
Messenger RNA from Electrophorus electricus (electric eel), 3563 nucleotides. RefSeq names its product solute carrier family 35 member C1 (gene slc35c1). Lineage: Eukaryota; Metazoa; Chordata; Actinopteri; Gymnotiformes; Gymnotidae. The record is from RefSeq and is a predicted model, not a curated record.